Molecule: messenger RNA, 1025 nt
Organism: Sphaerodactylus townsendi
Lineage: Eukaryota; Metazoa; Chordata; Lepidosauria; Squamata; Sphaerodactylidae
Gene: NCBP2
Product: nuclear cap binding protein subunit 2
Exons: 4
Coding region: 70-573 (167 amino acids)
Biological process (GO): mRNA cis splicing, via spliceosome
Cellular component (GO): nuclear cap binding complex
Molecular function (GO): RNA cap binding
Source: RefSeq, a predicted model, not a curated record
CUCCAACCAAUUAUCCGAGCAGGCCUUCUUGAAGACGUUUGUGAGUCGUUUGUGGGCUGGGAAAGCACGAUGUCGGGCAUCCUGAGCACGACGUUAAGAGGGCUCGACAGUGACUCGUACUGCGACUUAACCUUGUACCGGGACCAGAAGUUUCAGGGCACCAACAAAAUCCAGGAGAAGGCUCUGAAGACUUCUAGCACACUUUAUGUGGGCAAUUUGUCCUUCCACACCACAGAGGAGCAAAUCCAUGAGCUUUUUUCUAAGUGUGGGGAUGUCAAGCGCAUCAUCAUGGGGCUUGACAAUGUGAAGAAAACCCCCUGUGGUUUCUGCUUUGUGGAUUACUACACUAGAGCAGAAGCUGAGCAUUGUAUGCGGUACAUUAAUGGAACCCGGCUGGAUGGCCGCAUCAUUCGGACAGACUGGGAUGCUGGGUUCAAAGAAGGACGGCAGUUUGGUCGUGGGAAGACAGGUGGCCAGGUGCGUGAUGAAUAUCGGACAGACUAUGAUGUGGGCAGAGGUGGCUUUGGUAAGAUUGCUCAGAUGCAGAAGCCGAAUCAACAGACAGUGAUGUAGUAGCAUCUUCUUGGAUUGAGGGCAAGAGUGGGAGAAGAGGAAGACAGGUUUGUUCCAGGACUGAUGUGGGUGGGCCAUUCAUGAUGGCAGAACUAUCCCUGGACUCAAGUGGAAACAACAUGAUGGUUUGACAACAUUCUUGGCAAUAUGCUGCUCUAUCUGCCCUUUAGGGCUUCUCGCCCUGGUUAACACGGAACCAAGGAAUCCCGAUGUUGUCAGAAUCUCUGUCUGAGCUGGAUUAUGACAGAAGACACCAUGGUCUAUGGAAUUUGACUGGGUCUUUGCUCUUCUUGCUUUACCUUUGUAGUAACUCUGGUGCCCUAGUUUUUCUCUGUCUCGAAUCCUUUAUUUUAUUCUUUUUUAAAAAUUCCAAAAUAAGUGGGUUUUGUAACUCAUGCUGUAGUCUGAAAUAAGAUGGCUGGUAAAGUGAAUAAAGAAGGAUCCUUAUCUCA